Molecule: messenger RNA, 267 nt
Organism: Dibothriocephalus latus
Lineage: Eukaryota; Metazoa; Platyhelminthes; Cestoda; Diphyllobothriidea; Diphyllobothriidae
Source: the annotation of a GenBank genome assembly
AUGCCGCCGUAUGGAAUGAAACAGGCUAUGAGGAAGCGAAGCGUUAUCGAGGCAAGGCCGGGCGAAUGCGUGGAUCCGGAGGAGGCGAUGAUGCAAACCGCUAUUGAACAGAGCUUCAAGGAAGGCAGUGGUUUAAGCGACAUGGAGCAGGAGUACCUGAAGGCCCUGGAAAUCUCGCGCGUCGAGGUUGAAGCGGAGGAGCAACGGCGACGUCAGGAGGCGGAAGAACUGGACCGUAUCCUCAAGCUGUCUCUUGUUGAGAAGUGA